ACAUUCCCCGUCAUGGUGGGCGAGAGGAGGAAUGGAAACCUGCUCGUGCACCUGGGGCCCACGCUGCAGGCCCACCCCGAGGAGCUGAUCCGGCAGCGCCGGGGCCAUGAUGGCCACACCGAGUACCUGAUUCGCUGGAGCAUCCUCAGCUUGGAGGAGGGCCCAGGGAGCAGCACCAAUGCCUCUUCGGCGGAGAGCAAAGCGGAGAACAUCCUGAUGUGGAUGUCGGCAGAGGAGGUGUAUGCCAACUGCCCGACACUGCUGGGCAAGAGGAAGCCCGAGGGGCAGCGGGUGAAGGAGGAGAAGGCGCCCAGCACGUUCCCUCCGGACGUCACACUGGACGAGGCCUCGCUGCUGGAGAUGAAGGCUGACGUCAGGAACCUGGUGCAGCGGGCUAGCCGGCAGAUGGCCGGGCCCACGGGCCCGGAGUCCUCCAUCCUCAACACCAUCCACGUGCUGAGCGCGUACGCCAGCAUUGGCUCGCUGACGGGCGUCUUCAAGGAGACCGGGGCCCUGGACCUGCUGAUGAAGAAGCUGUGGAAAGAGGAGAAGCAAAUCCGUCGCAGCGCCGGCAAGAUGCUGAGGGCCCUGGCUUCACACGACGCAGUCCGCUCCAUCUUCCAGCCCAAGGCUCCCGCCUGCGCCGCCGUCCAGGUGCCUCUGGUCACACCAAAGCCCUCCCCGCGCAAAAAGCAGGGCCCCGGGUUCUUGACUUUGUCCGACUUCGCCAGGCGCAGUAGCUACGUGGAGUACGUGCAGGAGAGCCUCAAGCCGGGGAUGAUGGUGCGCAUGAUGGAGGACUACGAGGAGAUCAGCGCUGGGGACGAGGGCGAGUUCCGGCAGAGCAAUAACGGGAUGCCCCCCGUGCAGGUUUUGUGGCAAUCUACAGGCCGGACUUACUGGGUGCACUGGCACAUGGUGGAGAUUAUUGGUGCCGGAGAGCAGCCUGAAGAAACUGCUGCCCAGGAAAAGGUAUCCAGUCUGACCGAGAACUUGACGUUAACCACAGUGACCCAGACGUUUUACUGCAAGCCCCUUGGGGGGCUGUACUCCCUGCCCUACCUGACGGAGCGGCUGAGCGAGGACUCGGAGGCCCUGAGCCGGGCCGAGUGGUGGGAGCUGCUCUUCUUCGUGAAGAAGCUAGACCCGCACGAGCAGCAGGAGAUCGCCCAGCUCAUCCGGCAGCACCAGGAGGAGCAGGUGUGGGAUGGCGUGGUGCAGGGGAGGGAGAAGGACCUGGGGGGAAUAGGGAACUGGGAGGUGAGAGAUACCAUGGAGCGAAGCGGGAGAACAGGACAAGAGAAUUGGGCUUGUUUGGUUCUGGCUGGCCUGGGGACAUCCUGGUGUUGGGCUCUGAAGGUGCUGGUGGGCGCCGGGACCUGCGAGCUGCUGGGUGCCAGCGAGAAGCCCUAUCCCCUGAACCACGCCGAUGCCCCGAUGAUGUGGGAGAUCUUCGCCAGCAUCGGCUCCGCCUCCAGCAAGGACUCGGACAGCCUGCUCUGCGCCCUGCCUGCCGCCAUCCGCACCAUGCAGGGCACUGCUGGGGCCUCGUCGGCCGUGCAGAACGGCCUGCUGGUGGCCGGCCUGCUGAUCGACAGCCACCGGGGCCUGGCCGAGCAGCUGGUGAGCUGUGACAUCCACUCGGCCCUGCAGAGCUGCUGCCAGGGGGGCCAGGACCCCACCGCCCCCAGCCACGCCACCGAGACGCUGGCCCAGAUCGCGCUCAGCCGCCUGGCGGAGCACCAGCUCCCCACGAACCUGGACACGGCAGGCUGCCUCAUCAUCCAGAUCCUGAAAGGGGAGAAGGAGCUGCACAUUGAUAACCUGGUGUUCAAGGUGAUCGACGCCUGUCAGAAAUGGGAGUCUGGCCCUGCCCUGAAGUUCCUCAGCUUCUGCUGCAGCAGCACGGACGUGCUGUCCUGCACCCUGCACCUGCUGAGCCAGGGCUACGUGCGGCGCCAGGAGGACAACCCCCAGCUGCUGGAGUACGUCUCCACGGAGCCCACGACACCUCACCGGGGCCAGGCCCAGGUCAUUUUCCGUAGCACAGAGUGCCUGAGGGGGCAGGACAAGGGCAGCAAGUUCUCCCCGUUCAGGCUGGAUGCCCAUGGAGUCGGUCCGGAGGCGGUCCUGAUGGAGACCCUGCUGCUGCCUAUGGGGCGCACCAUGAGUCAGGAGGAGGUGCAGGUGCUCAUGAACCAGACGGUGAAGCAGGUCCUGGACACCCUGAGUGUCUCAGCUGAUAGAGCCCAGCAUCUGCUCAUUCACUGCAAGUGGAACGUGGACCUGCUGAUCGAGCGCUACACUGAGGACCCCGAGCUGCUGCUGAUUUCCUCAGGGCUGCAAGUGCAGAACCCCCAGCCACCCCCGAGUCCCGUCACCCACUGUCCAGUGUGUGUGAGCCAGCUGUGCACAGACGACAGCCCUCCCACCCUCUGCUGCAUGCACUACUGCUGCAAGUUCUGCUGGAAUAAAUAUCUGACGACUUGCAUCGAGCAGAACCUGGUUCAGAACUGCACCUGUCCCAUCCCUGACUGCCCUGCGCAGCCCACCACGGACUUCAUCCGCUCCAUCAUCUCCUCUCCGGAGGUCAUUGCCAAGUACGAGAAAGCUCUCCUGCGAGGCUACGUGGAGUGCUGCUCCAACCUGACCUGGUGCACCAACCCCCAGGGCUGCGAUCAGGUCCUUUGUAAGGAGGGACUCGGCUGCGGAGAGGCCUGCUCCAAGUGCUGCUGGAUAUCCUGCUUCAACUGCAAUUUCCCAGAGGCUCAUUACCCUGCCAGCUGCAGCCACAUGUCCCAGUGGAUGGAUGACGGUGGGUACUAUGAAGGGAUGACAGUGGAAGCCCAGAGCAAACACCUGGCCAAACUCAUCUCUAAGCGCUGCCCCAGCUGCCAGGCUCAGAUAGAGAAAAACGAGGGCUGUCUACAUAUGACCUGUGCCAAAUGCAACCAUGGAUUUUGCUGGCGUUGUCUCAAGCCCUGGAAGCCAACGCACAAGGAUUAUUACAAUUGUUCUGCCAUGGUGAGCAAAGCAGCUCGGCAGGAGAAGCGUUUCCAGGACUACAAUGAGAGGUGCACUUUCCAUCAUCAAGCGAGGGAAUUCGCUAUGAACCUAAGAAACCGAGUUUCUGCCAUCAGCGAGGUGCCGCAGAUUCGAACCUUGACCUUUGUUGUGGAUGCCUGCAAAGUCCUGGAACAGGCCCGGAAGGUGCUGGCUUACUCCGCUGUCUACAGCUACUACAACCAGGACACCGAGAAGAUGGAUGUCAUGGAGCAACAGACGGAGAACCUGGAGCUACACACCAAUGCUCUGCAGAUCCUUCUGGAGGAGACUCUGCUGCAGUGUCAAGACCUGGCCUCCUCCAUUCGGCUGUUCAAAGCCGAGCAUUUUAACACUGGCCUGGAGCUGGUGCGCAGGAUCCAGGAGCGGCUCCUCGCCAUCCUGCAGCACUCCACUCAGGAUUUCCGCGUCGGCUUCCAGGCCCGGCCAGGCUCCGACCAGAGGGAGAUGAAGUUGUCAAAUGUGCCUAAUGCCGCCCCACCUUACAAAGAGCUGAAGUUCGAUGGGGCGUCCGACUCCCCUGACACAGACGAGGGGGCCAAAGAGGAGGAGGAGGAGGAAGAUGAGGAGUACGUCCCGGAGUGGCAGGAGGAGUAUGAUGAUGAAGACCUUGAUGACGACAACUUUUCCUAUGACGAUGAAUCGGAGAAUCUAGAGCGCGAUUCCUUCUUCUUUGACGACGAGGAUGAAGCUUAUGACUAGAGGGGGCUCAGCAGCACGGGGGCCCAUCUUAGAGCCUAACGUGACGCCACCUCUCCUCUGCCAGCCAGCUCUGCACACACCACCACUCCCUGCUCUGCCCCAGCCAUGCUCGGGGGCCCCCAAACACCAGCAGGGGCUGUUCGCUAGUUUCCAAUAAAGGGAAGUUUCCUUUUAGGGCUGGUUGCUCCGUGACUCUGUUGAACUUGCUUGGCCACUGUCCCUGGGCCCAGGUCCCAAUGCUCUUACCAGCCCUGGCAAGAGGGGACUACCUGUUACCUCUGCUCCUUUCCUAGCACGUACCCUCCGGCAUACGGCUGGCCCCAGUGGAUCUCAGCAGAGCAGCAGCUGGCAGCCUGCAAUGGGGGCAGCUGUUUCCUUGAAGGCCUGGCCCCUGGGGAGGGUGGACAGGCCCAGUUGGGGGUGUGAAGGGAUGUGCUGUGUGCAGUGCCCCAUCCCUUCCCCAGUAAUACCGUUCCCACCUGCCUGGCUUCUGCCGUCUCAGCCCGGCAUGCCAGGAAAUAGCAUCUCCCAGCCCGGGGGCGGAUCCCACACGCGGACUCCUGGUGCCAGCAGUGCCUCUGGAAGUAACGUGCUGCCUCUGGCCCUGGGUGAACUCGCCGGUCACACUCGGUGAGUGAGAAUUUCACAGUGCGGGGCCACUCCCAUCCGCUGCACUGCAUCUUCCAGAAUGGGGGCAGGCCCGGCAGGGCAAUGCACACGGCAGCAGGGGGAGAUGGGGACGGUUCUCAAACUGAGUGUCCAAACUGGAACCAAAGUGCCCCCCGGAGCUGCCUGGGGGCUUGGCGCGGCCACCCCAGCCCGGCCCAGCUGUGUGUGUUUUGGGCCUGGAGGGGCGCGUUGUCUGUAACUGCAUUUUUGCUCAUUUACCAUUGGAGCUGUGGCCUUCUCUGGCGUGAAGGGGGGUUGUGCGGGAAGGCUGUAUAGAUAGUAUAAAUAUAUAUAUAUAUGUGCAGAAGCUGUCAUUGUUCACAGAUUAUGCUUUAUCUUUCUGGAAAAGAAAAACCCUACAGAUACAACUUCCGUUUAUGAAAUAAACGGCUUUUCUUCUA
This is a messenger RNA of Chrysemys picta bellii (western painted turtle), 4835 nucleotides long. NCBI's taxonomy places the organism in Eukaryota, Metazoa, Chordata, Testudines, Emydidae. The record is from RefSeq and is a predicted model, not a curated record.